CACGUCGAAUUAUCCAGAACGAUUUACGGCUCUGUUGACAACUGCGGCUUCCCUCCUCUGUAUUAAACGUCCGGUGUGUUUCAAGUUAUGGUUUAGUUUUUCUGCCGAAGCUGUCGUUAAAUGAGCGUUUUUGACUUAUUUCGCGGGUUCUUUGGAGUCCCUGGAGGCCAGUAUCGUGGCCGAAGGGACCCCUUCUUUGAUGCCAUGACGCAUGACGAUGAUGACGACGAUGAGGAUGAAGACGGGUUCCACUAUGACGGCUUCAGGGGGGACCAGCAGGACCCCUUUGACAGCGCCUGGAGGUUUGGCUUCAGUUUUGGCCCAGAUGGGAUGAGGAUCCAGGAGCCUCCGGUGUUUGGCCAUGUCUUCAGGGAGAUGGAGGAGAUCUUCUCCCAGCUGGGCCACUGGGACGAACAGCAGGAGUCUGGACGCUUUGGUGUUCCCAGCAUCAUGCCGCCUCCACCUCUGGACAGAGCGGAGGAAGAUGGACGCAGAUCCAGUGGAAACCCCCUGAGAGACUUCAUGCUCAAAUCCCCUGACAGUGACGCCCGACGGCCGACCAGAGAGCCCCGAGGUGACGUCCGGCCUUCAUAUGAGUCACCAGAUGUUCCCAGUUUGCCCUUUCAUGGCUGGACCCCUUUUUCCAAGUUUAAUGAUAUUUGGAGGCAGGGACCACAGAAACAUUCAGACAGUGAGCGCAAAGAAGACAGAGAUCUGGACUCAGCAGUGUCCUCUGGUGGCCUGGAUCAGAUUCUGACUCCACCUGCUGGUCAGACACCGAGCCAGCCCAGAAUCCGAUCCUUCUUCCAGUCGGUCACCGUGACAAAAGUGGUGAAACCGGAUGGGAGUGUAGAGGAGAGGCGUACGGUCAGAGACGGUCAGGGCAACGAGGAAACCACAGUGACUCGCUCAGGAGGUUCUGGGAUCCUGGAGGGACCAGAGCAUCACACUGGACCAGCGCUACCAGGUGACCAGCACCGCUUCUCAGACAUGCGAGACGAUGACUCCUUAUUCUCCAAGUUCUUUGGCGGCUUUAAAUAAAAUGUGAAGUGAAGUAGACUCUCUGGCAGGUUGACUGUAGCUGUUGUGUUCCUCUAGAGCUGCAUAUUUCUAGGAUGUAUGUGGACAGACAGCUGCAUGAUUUCGAUUUGCCAAAGUGAACAUGUUGAAGCUGGGAUUUUCAAACGACCACGUAGGCUAGAAGCUGCCAAUCCUGAAAAACUAGUGAGUUUGACAGAUCGAGACACAUCAGACACUAAACAGGUCCCAGUGAAAUAUUUUAUUUUUGUAUUUUCUUGUUAGACAAGCCUGUAUGGAUGUGAGUGAAUGAUGAACCAAAUAAAUACGUAAUAUAUUUA
Molecule: messenger RNA, 1358 nt
Organism: Acanthochromis polyacanthus (spiny chromis)
Lineage: Eukaryota; Metazoa; Chordata; Actinopteri; Pomacentridae
Gene: hax1
Product: HCLS1 associated protein X-1
Exons: 7
Coding region: 121-1041 (306 amino acids)
Biological process (GO): regulation of actin filament polymerization; negative regulation of apoptotic process
Cellular component (GO): apical plasma membrane; actin cytoskeleton; clathrin-coated vesicle
Source: RefSeq, a predicted model, not a curated record